UGAAUCACAAAUUAAAAUUUCUCCUAACUUCUAUUCUCCUCCCCCGCUACCUCCUUCCCCAUCUUCUGCGAACGAGGAAAUCGGGUGUUGGAAGAUCAAAGCAGGAUCACAUUUGAAGGAAAUGGGGGAACCCUUGCCGGCCUUGGCGGUAGGGUUGCUGGGACUGGGAAGCUGCACAUGUGGGUUCAUCGCCGGUGCCACAAGGCUCAAGCGGGAUGAUAUCAUCCUGCAGGGCGGCGAGUGCGUGUACCCGACGAACCCCGCCUUCGCGCUGGGGUACGUCGUGGUGUCCCUGCUGCUGCUGACCAUCGUGUUGAUCACGGCACGAUGUUUCUGCAAGUGUUGCAGCUGCGGUUGUAAUAUGCUUUCGGUGGUGGGCAUCCUUAGCACCGUCAUGGCAUGGUACUCCGCGUUGCGCGCGGGAUUACUCUUCUUUCUAGCCACGGAGGCGAACCGUCCCGGGGGGCGUGGUAAUGCCCCUAAGUGCUACGACUAUGUUCGCGUGGGCGUCCUCUUCGACCAUGCGGCCUACCGGGCCUUCCAAGUCACCUUCUUCGGACUCCUGUCCGGCGGUGCGCUUCACAAGGGGGCCCAGGUCCCCGCCUCUUGAUCACUAUUCAACAUCUAUGUACAAUUUGUGAAGGACUACGAUUUUUUCGUAGCUGCUAUUUUCUUUCUUUUAAAUUCUCAAAGCAACACAACAUUUUAGGCCGGCUUCUGCAUGAGAGGACGAUAUGUAUGGCAAAUAUAAUAUAUAUAUUCUAGGGGCCUCUUUUGGAUCGCA
Lolium perenne is the source of this 784-nucleotide messenger RNA. RefSeq lists its product as uncharacterized. Lineage: Eukaryota; Viridiplantae; Streptophyta; Magnoliopsida; Poales; Poaceae. The record is from RefSeq and is a predicted model, not a curated record.